ACGCCACGUUCACAGAAGAAGAAGGACACCAGCGCGCGCUGUCGGGUUACGCUUUUUUCCCCUGCCCGCUUUCCUCGUAUCUCACUGCGCCGAGCGAAGUAGGGAAUUCUGUAAUCCCGUUUCAAGCGAACAGAAAUGGCCAACGUCGACUCGAGGUGUACGCAGAGCCAGGACAAAGGCGCAGAUGCACCCGCACCUACCGAAUCGCCGCGUCGGCCAUCGUCAUUGUACUCGCUUCGCUCCUUCAGCACCGCGCUCGACGACUACCAGGAGUGCCGGAGCCUGUCGCACCUGGGCAUCCUGAUGCCGAUCUACCUGAUUCCGCUGCUUUUCCUAGGGAUGAAGAUUGGCGGCAGCCUCUACUGCCUGUUCCUUCCGCUCCUGCUUUGGGCAUUCAACUCGCUCCCCAAGCCAGGUGCGGCGUUGAUACAUCUGGUCACCGUGCCACUUAUGGGACUCAUGGAAGCGGAACAGGUCGCCCGCCAAUACCUGACAGUGGACGCCCUCGUCCUGGCACUGUUGUUCUUCCUGGUCGUGAUUGUCGAUCGCUGGAGCGAGCUGGCGCUGUGCCUGGCGAACGGCGUCUGCGAGCGAUUCGGACUGCGCCGCGGCAAGCUGUUCGUGGUCGCCUGCCUGUGCAGCUUCGCGUGCGCGUCGCUCCUUUCCGGCACAGUGGUGUCGACCACGCUGCUCUACCUCCUGGACCGUGUGCUGUCCACCAUCUUCAAAGAGAACAUGGACCGGCCCCCGGAGCUGUUCCGCGGCGGCUCGCAGUUAGGCUCGCAGCAGGAUUCGAGCUCGGUGCGCUCCGUGAUCCCUUCGGACCAGGUGCUGUUCGACCGGCUCACGCAGGUCAUGCUCACCAUGGAGAAGCCGGAGAACACGAAAAGUGGCUUCGCCAGGAGACAGAGGGGUACCGGAGGCAAUGGCGACAAGACGGGGACCACUUCUGGGCCAGAGACCGGACACGGGAGCAGCCCCGCACCAGCGACGGACGAUGCGCCCCAAGUUCAGGAAAAAACUGCGCCGAAGCGCCGUUUCAGCCUAUGGCGCCAGCUCUGGUCCACCAGGCCGUCCAUAGACUCGGAGGAGCACUUGCAAGUGCUGACGACCGUUCCGGGAACGUUCAGCGAAAUCCAGCCAACCGGGGAGCAUAGUAUAGCAGAUGGUUCGGUCAAGCCAGCUGGAGCGACUACUUCGAAAUUUGGCUCAUCUUCGGCAAAAAAUGAUAGUCCCGCGUCCUUCGUCCAAGCCUCUCAAACGCCUUGCGAUCCUGGCCUUGUUCGAACGGACAUUGCAGACAGAAGAGGAUCCACCAACCCUACUACACCGUUCCCGACUGUCAAGCAGGGUGGGCCACUUGGACAUCCCAAAGACCCGAGACAAGAGCCCUCACAGCGCCAUGCUUCCUCAGUACCGAUAUCUCAAUGUGAAGACGUAAAGCAAAAUGCCUCGGUAUCACAGGCAGAGAGCUCUUCCGAUAAAGGGCAACAACGGAUGACACGACGAGGCACAUUUAGCUUCUUGUUCAGGAGAAGUGGCUCUCCUUUACACGGGAGCAGCAAGGGUGAAGAAGGCGGCACGCCUUCACCGAACAACAUCUCUUCUGGGCUCUUUCGCAACCUGGGGCUCAUCGCCAGCAAGCUGAUCAUAAGGCGAAUCUCUGCGGUUCAACAGAAGCAGGGCGACGAAGACGCUGGCCUUGCAAAUCGAAUCCUUGUCCCAGGUUCACCCUCAAGCAGGACAAAAACAUCACUUAACCCAGCACCCGUGACCCGUUCCAUGCAGAAAUACCCGGAUGUUUCACAAAAUUGCCUUGCCGCUACUACAACGGAGCAUACAGGCUCCACCAGCAAUUCCACUGCGAUUGUAGCCACCGCCAAUGCCAGAGAUACCAACCUUGCACGCCUUCCUUCGAAUACUCCUGUCGCAAAUACGUCUUCAAACCUCGGCGUGCAUAAUGCAUUGGUCUCGUACGAGUCGGAUUCGGUCAGUCGAACCGAACUUGUUGACCCGGAGUGGUCUUCGAAUUGUCAUACACCAGAGCGCCGCAAGAAGUUAUCCAGCGCUGGCCUUCCUAAGGCCAAAUAUGACGUAGGAAUGCGCCCCGUCAACAAACUGGACCAGAUGGUGGACCAACCACGCGAGAAGCCAACUUACGAGAAAGCGAGUAGGGAGCGUCGCGACGAGAGUGACACGGUUGCUACAGUUAUCGCCGCCAACACGCAGGAAGGUGCCGCAAAGCGCCACAAGAGUAAGACCCGUGGUGCCAAAUCAGUGAAGAAAAUUGACUCCAGAGAGCGUUCAUAUGGAGACAACUCCACUGUCCGAAAGAAACGCAAACGCUCUCGAAAAGAAAGCAAGGACUCUGCAGCAAGUCCGUCCCGCCGCAACAAUCUGCGUCCUACAAGCACAGCGUGCAAGCCACCACAGCGACCGCAAGGUGUUAUUGUUCCAUGGUGUGAAGAACAGCCAGAGAAGAAAGGCUCAGGUGGCGACCGUGCCACAAACGAAGUGAUGAGUCAUGGUAUUCAAACUUUUGAAACAAUGCUGACCGAGAAGGACCACCAGAUCGAUGUUAAUGGUAUCGAUCGUCCUCCCUGUGCUGCCGCAGCUGAAACCAUGCAACAGCUAGACGACGGGAGAAGCAAUGAUGCCUGUCUUACCGUACCCGACGCUGAUGUUGUGAACAAGGAGCCCCCAACGCAAACGGACACCGGAAAGACCGAAAAGGCGGUAACGUCGCAUAUCAAGUCAAAGCGUGAGUCUCUUUCACAAUCCAAAUCCCGUGACGAGAAACGCAGGUCAAAGCUUGCCGUUGGAAGCCACCAUGGCUCAAAUAUACCAGCAGCCAAAGAACAUGCUAAGAAAACUAAGAAGCUUGCCUCCAUCGAUAGCACUCACAAGGAAGAGCAACGCGGGAAACGAACAUCUCAAGAAGAGACGCGUAUCAAGCUGGCCAAAACAGAAUCGGGGCAAGUGUUGCAGCAACCUAAAGCCGCGGAGACCUAUGUGAACGGGACUGCGCACGAAAAUGGGAACGCACUUGAAGCUCACAAAUCGACUGGGCCAGAGAAACAAGCCGCUGCCAAGGACAUCAGCUCCAUUCAGGAUUCCCCAUCUGCGCAGAGCCGAUUACCAUCAAGUCAGGAGCCGCAUCCUGCACCUAGGACCGACGGUCCUUCGACUCGUAGCACUCGAAGCAAGUCGGUAGCAAGCACGCAACCAGCCAGGCGGAAGCAGUCUGUCGUGUCUUUCGGUGCCGAUGUGAAGGAACUGAUGCUGGAAGCACAGCUGCCGCAGCGUCUCCCAGAAGCGCCCACGGCCUUAGCGCAUCUAAAGGAAAUGGCUGAUACAGGCUCGUGGCAGAGGCGCCGGUCGACCAUGCCGAGGACUUCCAGCUCUAUGGCUGUACUACGACGGGCAUCCUCGGCUGACUUCGGUGACAUACGAUACGUAGCCAACAGCCGCACCUCUCGGCGCUCGACGGGCAGCAUGGCGACGAUACUUGACACUGACGUACGUGAACAGAGCCGGCAGACUUUCACACUGCGACGCACAAGCCGCCUACGCAGCUUCGGUGCCGAGGAGACCACCACCCGCAGCGCAGACUACCGUCCGUCGAUGUUCGGGAGCCAGAUGGCAACCCAGUUCAUGACGAUGGUUAAAAAAACGAAAGUCAGGAGGGUUGAAGAGACUUCCCAGCCUCCAGUGAACACGUUCAUGUGGGCGAUCGUGACUCUGCCUGGAGCAGUUCUGGCGCUUGUAACGUGCACCACCGUCAUUUGGCUGCUCUACGUAAGGCCUCAUGAACCACCAUCUUUGUCACCCGAGAACGUGGCGGUCAUCAGAUCUGCUCAAGAGAGGAGCGCAAUCAGGGGAAAGACAAAAGGUGUGGAGUUCGCAUGUGCCACGUACCUGGCCAUCAUUACGCUCUCGUACGCGCCUUCACUCGUGCUCGGCCUCGAACAGAGGAUGGCUGUGGUGGGCGCACUGGCUUCCAUGAUGCUAGCGACGAGUGUCCUGACAUCUUGCAUUCGAGCCGCCUUCGAGUUUCUGCGCCACGUGUGGGAGACACUGCCCUGGGGAAUUCUGAUCCUACUAGGAGCGACUCAGGCGGCCUCGAGGCUGCUACAGACCCACGGUAUUCCAAUCGAGGUGUUUAAGUCGGUGUCUGUGGUGGCCUGGGAGGAGCGCAGCGUGCUGGAGGUGCAAGCCAUGCUGGCGUUCGCUGCGUCGGUCCUGGCUGAGACCACCGACAAGCAGGUCAUCGUCGACAUCAUGGCGCCCAUGGUGCUAAGCAUCGCCGAGCUGAAGCAGAUGUACCCGGCUUACUACGCUAUCCCAGUUAUAGUGGGCGCCUCCAGCAACUUUAUCAUGCCUGCGUCGGUGCCACUCGCCAUAUUGCACGAGCUUUCGAGGGUGCCCUUCUGGAAGCUGUUCCUCCUGGGUAUGUUCGCCAAGAUUGUGGUUAUGAGCAUGGCCAUUGUGGCCGUCAACGUGGUGGAGAGGGCCGGCUUCCUCGGCGGCCAGACGCCUGCUGAAUGACACGACUCCCUCCGGGGCACUGGAAAUGGUUUUAUUCAGUUUGUGCUUUAUUUUUGGCGUAUAGCUUAAUUGUAUCACACGUUAGGCAAGGAGGCCCCUCCUGUGGCGUUGAAAUAGUUAGAUACACAUCUAUUUAGUCUCUUUGUUCCGUCAUUUCGCCUGAAAGAACUUUUACAAGACCGGAGUUUUUUUUUCCCCGUCGAUGCUGAUGGAUGUAUUGAACGUUGUUUGACGUGGUAGCCUACAGGCGCUCGUUGCCAAACCAGUGCUCGACCAAGUUAGAGAUGAAACGCCUCGCAUAUAUCUUUCACAGUUGUCAAGAUAUCGCCUUGAACUCAACGUUAUUUUUUUUUUCACAAUGAUGACUUGCCCGACUACGCGCUUUUUUUUCUAAAGAACGAACUGACGCAUGCACAUUUUCCUGUGUACAACAGUUUCUAUAGGCGCAGCGUCAUUUUUUGAAGUACUGCAUUUUGAUUUACGCAUAAAACGAACGUUAUGCUACUUAAUCGAGAGUUCAAUGCCCGAAUGUUUGCAUAGAAGCUACAGAUGACAUGGACACACCGACCAGAAAAGACUUUGGUGAUGGGUGUAUUGCAGCGUGAAGUCAUCUUUUACUUGCAAUGGAGAUACAGCUGGCCGAGCAUAAAUUGUUCCCGUAAAUAGGGCGACAUUAAUAAAUGCGCAAUCGUCUAUAAUUUCUCCAUCUGAUUGUUUUAAUUUGAGCACGUGUGCGUCAAUCCACGUAUAUGAGCACAGAUCUGCUCUAUUUGCUGUGCUUUUUUUUUACCGCUCGCAGUUUUCUCUCUUGCUGUCUUGCCUCACUUGCGAAAGACUGCCGUCACAGGCGGCUUUUAUUUGCAUUCGUACGACUGAGAAACUAAGACUCCACUUCCAGCAGCAGAUUUUCAAAGUCCUUCCAAAGGUAUCCUUAAGCUCAGCCAUACAUGCACGUGAUUUGUACGCCAGCUUCCGCGUAUAUAGUGUUUGUGGCGGACGGCACGCAAGUGCCCCAUGCGUGUAGUGGCAGCCGAAUAAAGCC
Messenger RNA from Dermacentor andersoni, 5590 nucleotides. RefSeq lists its product as uncharacterized. The record is from RefSeq and is a predicted model, not a curated record. Gene Ontology annotation, molecular function: citrate transmembrane transporter activity; succinate transmembrane transporter activity. Lineage: Eukaryota; Metazoa; Arthropoda; Arachnida; Ixodida; Ixodidae. Gene Ontology annotation, cellular component: plasma membrane. Gene Ontology annotation, biological process: citrate transport; succinate transport; transmembrane transport.